UGAUAAAUGACAUCCGAAUAUUUACAAGUAGCGAAAUUUUAGGAGCAAUAACUGAAAGCAAGUCAAGUAAAAACAUGACUGAAAACUCACGUGUUCCACUGAUAGAACUCAGCCAACACAAUCGUAUCUUGACUGAACGAUAUUCUCUCACUGCAUCUUUCAAAAUUAUCUCACCCAUUCUCUCGCCAACUCGCGUAGUCUCACUUAGCGAUCCAUUCAGUUUGAUGCCAAGCAUUCGCGGCUGAAGACAUCGUAAUACGCUAUCUCUUCAACUUGGCGUAGUUUCGGGUUCUGUCGUGAAUACAGAUGGUCAAUUCAAAAUGUGGCUAAUUAUAAUUUCGGCUUUGGUCACGCUGGUUUCGUUCGGCUACCUUUAUUUGACAUGGAACUUCAACUACUGGAAAGAUCGUGGCGUCCCGGGACCUCGACCAAAACCUUUUCUCGGUACAUUCUCCAGCACGUUUACGCAGAAGGAGCACCCCAUCGAUGAAAAUAAUCGCAUCUAUAGGGAGUACAAAAAUGCUGUGCCCUUCAUCGGGGGAUUUUCAUUCCGCAGUCCGCAGUUGUUCGUUCUAUGGCCAACGUUGGUCAAAGAUAUUUUGGUCAAAUUUCAUCAACAUUUUAAAGCCAACGAAAUGGGAGGAACGAUCGAUCCGAAGGCGGAUCCCCUGCUUGCGAGAAAUCCGUUCUUUCUCGAUGGCGAAGAAUGGCGUCUGAAACGCGCGCAAAUCUCACCAGCGUUCACAAAUUCCAGGCUUAAAGCACUUCUUUCUAUAAUGGACAACGUAUGCAAGAAUAUGGUUAACUACAUUGAUCAACAUACUCCCGAUGGGCCGAUUGAGACUAAAGAAAUGGCCACCAAGUAUACAACCGAUGUUGUAUCAAGCUGCAUUUUUGGAGCCGAAGGAGGCUCCCUAACCUCGGAACGAUCGAAGAUUCGAGAAAUGGGAAACAAUCUCUUCCAUCAAACUUUCAUGUUUAUGGUACUGGCGGUCGUUUCGUCCGUUGCGCCAUUCUUGAAGCGAUUCGUGAAGCUCAGUUUGAUUCCAAAAUAUAUCGAGGAUUAUUUCGUGGGUUUGAUGACCGAAGCCGUCCGGAAUCGGAAGACAAGUGGGAUCAAGCAAGUCGAUUAUCUGGACCACCUGAUCAGUUUGCAGGAGCAGAAAGAAAUUUCGAUUUUGGAUAUGGCUGCUCAUGGCGUUACAUUUUUCAUUGACGGAUUCGAGACAACAAGUGAAGUUUUGGGCUUUGCCUUACUGGAACUAUCGGUCGAUAAGGUUAUUCAGCAGAGAUUACGACAAGAGGUACUGGCUGCCGAGGAGGGAGGAGAACAGCUGACGUACGAAAUGAUCAUGGAACUGCCAUAUCUGGAUCGAAUCGUGAACGAAACCCUUCGCAAGUGGCCUCCAGCGUUUGCGCUUUCGAAACGUUGCACCGAAGAGAUCACUUUCCGCCUGAACAACAACCGUGAAGUACUGAUUGAAAAGGGCAUCACUGCAGUGCUUCCUAUCUGGGCCAUUCAUCUAGAUGAAGAGUAUUAUCCAGAUCCAGCCCGCUUCAAUCCGGAUAGAUUUUCUGAAGAUGACGGUGGCCAUAACGUUAAGUACUACCAAGAAAAGGGAGUGUUUUUGCCAUUUGGAGAUGGGCCGAGGGCUUGCAUCGGGCGUCGGAUCGGAUUGCUUCAAAUCAAACGUGCUCUGGUGGAAAUCGUUAGGAAUUAUGAUUUCACCGUGAAUUCGAAAACGGUACUACCGAUUCAGAUCGAUCCCCAGAAUAUAGUGGUAACUCCUUUGGGCGGCAUGUGGAUUGAUUACAGAAAACUGUGAAUGGUCGCUUUGA
Messenger RNA from Aedes albopictus (Asian tiger mosquito), 1839 nucleotides. Its product is annotated as probable cytochrome P450 28a5. Gene Ontology annotation, molecular function: iron ion binding; heme binding; oxidoreductase activity, acting on paired donors, with incorporation or reduction of molecular oxygen. Bases 321 to 1826 code for a protein of 501 amino acids. The record is from RefSeq and is a predicted model, not a curated record. Lineage: Eukaryota; Metazoa; Arthropoda; Insecta; Diptera; Culicidae. The transcript is spliced from 4 exons.